CGUACUAUGUCGUAUCAUCUGCUCACAUCAGGAGGCAAACAAGGCCGGCUGGUUCGCGGCUUAGCGAGCGCUAGCUAACGCCGCAAGCGCGAGCGCGUCCGAGUUGACCGCGUUGGACCAGAAAGACAGAGCGACGGAGCGGUGAGAAGUUUGGAGAAGUCGAGCAGCCGCAGAACAUCUGGACAAAACAGUCAGGGUGGAUGUUUGUCUUAACCAGCACAUGGCCUGUAUUCUGCUGACAGACAUGGACCCACCUACCUCCAGUCCCACAGCUCAUCACAACGGCCUUCUCCCUGACCUCGACUCAGCCACCGGAGCCGACCCCAAGCAGGACACGGAUGUCACCUGCCUCACUGUCCACCUUUACUGUCUGGGGAAGGAUGGAGGAGAGGGUGGAGCCGACGGUUCAGCAAGUGUGCUCACGUUUCCAUCUGGAGAAUAUGUAGCAGAGGAACUGUGCAUCAGUGCAGCGAAAGCAUGUGGGAUUGCUCCAGUGUACUGCAGCUUAUUUGGCCUGAUGAGGGAACGUGACCGGAUAUGGUUCCCUCCUAAUCACAUUUUUAAACUGCAACAGCCAGACACAGAGAGCCUGCACUUCAGAAUCAGAUACUAUUUUCCUGGCUGGCAUAACAGCAGUAAGUCAUUGUAUGCUCAUCGCUACGGCAUGUCCAAGGGGAUGGAGAGCCCUGUGAUGGAUGAUUGUGUCAUGGCGUACCAGUUUUUUCAGUGGCGUAGUGACUUUUUGAACGGCUGGGUCAACGUCCCAGUAAGCCACGAGGCCCAGGAGGAGUGUCUGGGCAUGGCCGUGCUGGACAUGAUGAGGCUCGCCAAAGAGAGUGGUCAGUCACCUGUGAGCAUCUGCAAUGACACCAGCUACAAGUGCUUCCUGCCGAGGUGCAUGCGAAGCCGCAUCCAGGAAUAUAACAUGUUGACUCGGAAGAGGAUCCGCUAUCGCUUCAAGAGGUUCAUCCAGCAGUUCAGUGAAUGCAAGGCCACGGUGUGUAACCUCAAGCUCAAGUACCUGAUGAGCCUGGAGAUGUUGCUACCCUCCCUCUACUCUGAGCGCUUCCAAGUCACCGACCUCUCUGCAAAUAAGGUUACCAUCGUUGUCAUGGGCAACAAGGGAAUCCAGUGGUCAAAAGGGAUAGAGGAGGAGCAAGUAGAGGAGGAUCUCAAGACAUACUGUGACUUCCCAGAGGUGAUUGACAUCAGCAUCAAACAGGCCAAUAAGGAAGGCUCUGUGGAGAGUCGCAUAGUGACCCUUACCAAACAGGACAACCAGAUCUUGGAACUGGAGUUUCAUUUGCUUUCAGAGGCUCUGUCAUUCGUGUCAUUAGUUGAUGGGUAUUACAGACUGGUUGCAGACGCCCAUCAUUACCUGUGUAAAGAGGUGGCUCCACCAAGACUUCUAGAGUGCAUUCAGAGCUACUGCCACGGCCCUGUGUCGAUGGAGUUUACGAUUAGUAAGCUGCGUCGCUCUGGUAACCACCAAGGCCUGUACAUCCUCCGCUGCAGCCCCAGGGACUAUGACAAAUACUUCAUGUCCUUUGUGGUGGGGUAUGAAACUAUGGUGGACUACAAGCACUGUCAGAUCGUGAAGACGGAGGCAGGACAGUACAUUCUGAGUGGUGCUAAGAGGAGCUUCGGCUCACUCAGGGAACUUCUGCACUGCUACCAAAAGGAGGCGCUCCGCACUGAUGGAUACACAUUCCAGCUGACCAGGUGCUGCCCGCCCACCCUGAAAGAUAAAUCCAACCUGCUGGUGUGUAGAAAUAAUCAAGGGGCCGAGGUUCCAGUCUCUCCCUCUCUCCACAAGCACAACAUCAGCCAGAUGGUCUUCCACAAGAUCCGAAAAGAGGACCUUGUCAUCAAUGAGAGUCUGGGCCAAGGAACGUUCACCAAGAUCUUCCGCGGUGUUAGGAAGGAGCUGGGAGACUACGGAGAGAUACACCAGAUAGAUGUCGUUAUCAAAAUCCUGGACAAGGCUCACCGCAACUAUUCAGAGUCGUUCUUUGAAGCAGCCAGUAUGAUGAGCCAGCUCUCCUACAAGCACUUACUCCUCAACUAUGGCGUGUGUGUUUGUGGUGAUGAGAACAUGAUGGUGCAGGAGUACGGUAAAUUUGGUUCACUCGACACCUACCUGAAAAAGAAUAAAAGCUGUGUUAACAUCACCUGGAAGCUGGAAGUGGCUAAGCAGCUAUCCUGGGCUAUGCACUACCUGGAGGAUAAGAACCUCAUUCACGGAAACGUCUGCGCCAAGAAUGUCCUUCUGAUUAGAGAGGAGGAUCGGACGACGGGCAGCCUGCCCUUCAUCAAGCUCAGUGACCCGGGUAUCAGCAUCCUCACGCUGCCCAGAGAAGUUCUGGUGGAGCGUAUCCCAUGGGUGCCCCCCGAGUGCAUUGAAAACCCCCAAAACCUGAGUUUAGCCACAGACAAGUGGGGCUUUGGGACCACCCUUUGGGAGAUCUGCAGCGGUGGAGACAAACCACUCAGCACCCUGGACUGCUCCAAGAAGAACUUGUUCUAUGAGGACAGGCACCAGCUGCCGGCUCCUAAAUGGACAGAGCUGGCCAACCUGAUCAACAGCUGUAUGGACUAUGAGCCCUCACACCGGCCCUCCUUCAGAGCAAUUAUCAGAGAUCUCAACAGUCUCUUCACACCAGACUAUGAGCUGCUGGUGGAGAAUGAUAUGGUGCCAAACAGGACAAGAGGCUCCGGCUUCCCGUGGACCGCCGACAGCCAGGAGCCCGCCCAGUUCGAGGAGAGGCACCUCAUCUUUCUCAAGCAGCUGGGCAAAGGCAACUUUGGCAGCGUGGAGAUGUGCAGGUACGACCCCCUGCAGGACAGCACAGGGGAGGUGGUGGCCGUGAAGAAGCUACAGCACAGCACGGCCGAGCACCUCAGGGACUUCGAGCGGGAAAUUGAGAUCCUCAAAUCCCUCCAGCAUGAAAACAUCGUCAAAUACAAAGGAGUCUGCUAUAGUGCAGGACGAAGAAACCUCCGGCUGAUAAUGGAGUAUCUCCCCUACGGCAGCUUGAGAGAUUAUCUCAUCAAACACAAGGAUCACUUUGACUCCAACAAACUGCUUCACUAUGCAUCACAGAUUUGUAAGGGCAUGGACUACCUUGCCAUGAAGCGAUACAUCCACAGAGACCUGGCCACUCGAAACAUCCUGGUGGAGAGCGAGAUGAGGGUAAAGAUCGGCGAUUUCGGCCUGACCAAGGUGCUGCCGCAGGACAAGGAGUACUACACUGUCAGGGAGCCCGGGCAAAGCCCCAUCUUCUGGUAUGCCCCAGAGUCGCUGACAGAGAGCAAGUUCUCUGUGGCGUCAGAUGUUUGGAGUUUCGGCGUUGUCCUCUAUGAACUCUUCACCUACAGCGACAAGAACUGCAGCCCGCCAGCGGUGUUUAUGGAGAAGAUGGGAAAUGAAAAGCAGGGCCAGAUGAUUGUCUACCAUCUUAUAGACCUGCUGAAACAAGGAUACAGGCUGCCUGCUCCUGAUAAUUGUCCAAAGGAGAUUCACAAAAUCAUGACGGAGUGCUGGAGCAGUGAACCCAGACUGCGCCCUGCCUUCAAGACGUUAAUGCACAGUGUGGAGACUGUACGAGACAGCGUGGACAGAUGAUUCCUGAACCUCUGACCUUUCGGUGUUGCCUCCCGGGAGUCAGCCCUCACAGAUCUUAACAGAGCAGCGAAUGUGUUAGUGAUGCCGUCCCUAGUUUAAAGUGUACAUAUUUUUUCUACUGGUGCUCUGCAUGUUUGCAGCCUGAUUAAUACAACAAUGAAGAGCAACGAUCUGUUUAGUCAGUACACUACGUCUGGCUCAGACACCAAACAAAAGAUUAUUUUUGAUGCUUUUAAGGUAAUUUUAUUAUGGGCUAAAUUAUUUUUGCUGUGUUAUUUGUACAUUUUGUGUUUUACAAAUUGAAUUUGACGAUACUCAUGAACUGGAACUGAAGUAAUGUGUUGAAUGUUUAAGCCUUAAAAUUUGUGCCAAAAAUGAAAAAAUCACCACAAAUCAGCAUUUUUUUAAUGCUCAGUCCUUUGAUUUUGUAGUUUUAUUGCUGUGAAUGAGGAGCAGCUUAUUGUGUUUAACCAAAGAGUCCAGGGGAGACUGUUAGCCAUCGGACCGCACACCUGAACCUCACGGCGCUGCUCAUGUGAGGCUGAACUGAAGGACUGGAGCUGGGCAGGGUUCCUCCUGGUAACCCCCACAGACAGCUUUGACCGAUAAAGGACCGGCCGUACAUGUAAAGCACCAGCUGCACUUCUGAACUUCUGGUUUUCGAGUCAAAUUUCUGUGGUCAUAGUGGAUUUGUGUUCUCACAGAUUUUCACUGCAAAUGGCGGAUGUGUUUUUCUGAGAUGACAAAGCAACAGCAGAAGCAUCCAGAGUCCUAUUGUAAGUCAUAUUUGCAACACAGUCUUUCCACACAAUAGAGGUCAGACUUAACACUGCAAUGUGGAAACAAAGAAAUGCAUUAAAGAGACAGCAAUACUUAGCAAUAAUUAGUCUCUCUGAGAAAUCUUGUAGUGCCAUGUCAUGUUUCUGUUCAGCAUUUUUCUUGUUUUGAAAGGAAAAAAGCUCUGGAGAUGAUCGUACUGCCUUUGUAAUUACUAUCCUGUAUAUAUUUUAUGAUGUUUUAAGUCUGCACUAUCUGCCUGUAGAUACCUAAUGUGAAAAGUAGAGAAAAAGUAAUGAAGGGAAAUGCUUUUAUUUUCUGGAGUAGCUUCUUGUUGCAAAACAUAAUUUUAUUUAAAUCUUAUUUGACUUUUUGUUCAUGUUCUUUAAUUAUUUUCCAUAUAUAUAUAUAUAUAUAUAUAUAUAUAUAUAUCUUAUGAUGUACAUCAUCAGCCACAACUGUCACAAGGGGAAUUUUAUUUUCUUGUUUAUGUUGUCGUAAAGUGUAAAACAUGUACCAAAUGUUUUGUUUUGUGAUUUGAGACUGCUGAGAGGAAACUCUCCCUGAACAGAAUCAAAUUUGUGGAGCAGCAUCUGUCUUUUAAACUUAAAAGAAAAACUGUGUGUGGGAGCGACUGGUGAUCUGGCCCGUCUGAAUAUUUUGCUUGUAGUGUCAAAUGUGUUGCCAAUGAGAGAUUGUCAGUUUGUACAGAGUUGCCAUCAUGCCUACGAUGAAAAAUGGUGCUGCCAAAUGGGUUACAUUUUCAACUCAUACAACUAUUAUUGUGACAUAUGUGCAUUGGUGUGUAAGACCAAAUAUAGUUACUUUGUGAAAUAUGCAUCAUUUUCUAUUGAAAGAUUUUCAGAAAAAAGAGAUUUUUAACCAUUAAACUGUUGGCUCUUUCCAUUUAUUUCACUUCUUUAGUUUGGUUUAAAUGACGUUAAGCCUGGUUGUGUCAUCUGACGGCAACAUGCAGCUACCUUUCAUACCUUUAAGUGUAGAUAGAUGUAAAUAUUUAAGGAUGAUAUGUAGUAUAUUCCUGGUGUGUAUGCACUUUUAUUAGACAAGACAAAGGUACUUUUUUAAUCUAAAUGUGGUUUCUCAUCAUCUUCUGUCAGCUUAUACGUCAGUAAAAUUCUGUUUCAUGUAGUUGCGAUUUUUGCAUGUAACACUGUAAAAUGCUUUAUACGUUUAUUAUGGGCUUUUGCUCAGAGCGUUAAAUGUAUCUUUUAGCUGCGUUAGAAAGGGGGAAAAAAUCUCUUGCAGUCGUGUCCUCAGGGUGUUGAGAGUAAAUGUUCGAGCAGGAGUAAUGUUGUGAACAGAGGCCAGCAAUAAGUUCACAGCAGCCUAAAUGACAUUAAUGUGAGAUUGUGCCUGUGCGAGUAUGAAGCCAGUUUAGUCCGACAGUCUGCAGGCGAGAGUGUGGAUGUUGCUUAUUGCUCCCAAGUGUUGUGUGAAUAUAUGAUAUGGCACAACAUUUCAUAUCAACAGUAUUUAAAAUUUAUUCUCAAUGAUGCUGAAAAGGUGACACACAGAACAUGUUUUUUUUUGUUUCAAACAAAAUAUCAAACAAGGAGAAUAAAGAAAAUGUUAUA
Chelmon rostratus (copperband butterflyfish) is the source of this 5997-nucleotide messenger RNA. RefSeq names its product Janus kinase 2a (gene jak2a). The transcript is spliced from 25 exons. Bases 221 to 3625 code for a protein of 1134 amino acids. Gene Ontology annotation, molecular function: cytokine receptor binding; non-membrane spanning protein tyrosine kinase activity; ATP binding. Gene Ontology annotation, cellular component: membrane; cytoskeleton; cytosol. The record is from RefSeq and is a predicted model, not a curated record. Gene Ontology annotation, biological process: intracellular signal transduction; peptidyl-tyrosine phosphorylation; hemopoiesis. NCBI's taxonomy places the organism in Eukaryota, Metazoa, Chordata, Actinopteri, Chaetodontiformes, Chaetodontidae.